This is a messenger RNA of Pogonomyrmex barbatus (red harvester ant), 2038 nucleotides long. RefSeq lists its product as uncharacterized. Gene Ontology annotation, cellular component: membrane. Gene Ontology annotation, biological process: monoatomic anion transport; transmembrane transport. NCBI's taxonomy places the organism in Eukaryota, Metazoa, Arthropoda, Insecta, Hymenoptera, Formicidae. The record is from RefSeq and is a predicted model, not a curated record. Gene Ontology annotation, molecular function: transmembrane transporter activity.
UACAUUCGAUAUCUUCUUCAGAAUACGUUUGCCGCGUAUGCGUGAGAGAAGUGAUUCGUGUACCAUCAUUGGUUCAAUCAAGUGUUGCAAGCUGCAAUUAUGUUGACACUUGACACGUCGAAGUCGUAAUCUCCGCGGUAUCCGCGUUUCGCCGUGACGUUUAAUUGCGAUUUCUAACACUGACACAACGUGUUUAUUGAUAUAAGAUAAGCGCGCAAGUAUAAUCUUGAUAAUUUCGGCCGCGCCGCCGUUGCGCACAGACAGCGCGUCGUCGUAGAAUGUUUCUCAUUCUACGACAUUUUGUAGGUUAGAAUCUCCCAUUCUCUACACGUCUGCUUGUGAUUCGCCGACCUAUUUUCUUGUCUUAUUUCUCCACGAAAAUUCGGACGCGUGUUUGGUUUGUUGCCAAGCGCGAAGAAACGCAUACGACACAAGGAAACAAACGUUGUACUUGAGGGACGCGAUGCGAUGACUGCCGGUGACUGCUAAAUCGUAGGUCGACUCGCCACGAUUGGUGCAAGAAACGAUCAACAAUGGCAAAAUUUAGGAUGCUGCCACGCACGUCGCGCAUCGUCGCGCUCUGCUCGGCUGCGAAUUUUAUAAAUGCCGCGGACAGAGUCAUCAUGCCCAUCGCCAUUGUCCCGAUGACCGAUGAGUUCAAGUGGAACCUAUACUGGCAAGGAUGGAUAUUGUCCGCGUUUGCUUUCGGAUAUUUUACCAGUCAGAUCAUUGGUGCAAGUACGGCGAGUCGUUUUGGUUGUAAAACGGUACUCAUGUUAGCAGUUUUGCUAUGGUCCAUUAGUACAGUUGUCACACCAUUGCUAGCACAGUCUGUACCACUACUCAUAGUCUGUAGGGUAGUCCUAGGACUCGGGGAAGGAUUAGGCCUACCAGUGAUAUUUCACUUAUUCGCUCAUAACGUUCCUGUAGAAGAAAGAUCACGUGCUUUUGGUUAUUUAGUAGCUGCUGGUUCUGUUGGUCAAGUAGUUGCAUCUGUUAUAUGUCCGCACUUGGCAUGGAAAACUGGAUUUUAUCUAUUUGGAACAAUAGGUAUCAUAUGGACUUUGCUAUGGCUGAUGUUAUAUCAGGAAACGAAUUCUCAAGAUGAGAUACCAUUAUUUGUCCCUAAAAUAGCUCAGAAUAGAAGCUUGCGUUGGACUGAGUUUAUCACCCACUGGCCCUUGUGGGCUUUGUAUAUAGCACACUUUGCCAUGAAUUGGAGCAAUUAUAUAAUAAUGCAAUGGCUACCAACAUAUUUAGCAAGAAAUUUGUCGGCAAACAAGGAAAGCAUUAGCUUAACAGCUCUUCCUUAUAUUGUUAAUUCUCUUAUUGGUAUUGUUGCUGGCCACAGUGCUGACACUUUAAUACAGAAAAGAUGGUCCGUUUUAUCUGUUAGAAGAUUGAUGACAAAUAUAGGCCUAAUAGGACCAGGUGCAUUUUUAUUAGCUUUCUGUGCUGUAGAUAAUCUGCUUGCUGCAGUCAUCUUUGUUUCGAUAUCCAUGGGCCUCUGUGCAUGCAAUUCUGCUGGACACCUAAGUAAUCACGCAGAUAUAGCUCCGAAUCAUGCAGGAAUUACAUUUGCAGUUUCGAAUACAAUUGCAACAGUACCUGGAAUUCUCUGUGGACCACUGACGGCCGAACUAGUGACUGCUUCACAUGGUUGGUGGAUGCCCGUCUUUGUGUUGGCGGCAGCAAUUAAUUUCACUGGGGCUAUAAUAUACCAAAGCCACAGCUCGGCGCUUCCAGUGUUAUGAUAUGUUCUAUCUUUCAUUCAGUGGUUAUAUAUUAUUGAAGAAAGAAAAAUGAUCAAGUGUUUGUUGAAGACGAUGAUAAAAUGUUUGCUCUGAAAUUGUUGUGAAUGUCUGAUAAAAUAAUUGUGAAUAUUUAGAAAAAUAUGGUGCAUUUGGUCAUUGCCAGUCAAAGACAUAUCAUGAUACUUCAUUUAUACUUUAAAUAAAUUUUUAUUAUCUUUUUUGAAACCACAAUGUGUGAUUUUGACAAAUAGUGCCAUACUUUGAUGAAAUGAAACUGGUUUGAA